UCUUAAUUCAAAUUUCACUUUUUAUUAUACUUUUGUAUUCUUUCAUUUUAUUUAUCAGUAGUUAAUACAUAUACAAGCUUCUCGGCAAUUCAAUUUUGAAAUAGAGCGCGCGCCCAAAAGACGACUUUGACACUGCCGAACAAUUUCAAAAAACUCACAAUUUCACGUUUAUAUAUAUUUUUUCUCCCACUGUCUCGCGUAAAAUUGACUAUUUAAUGGGGGCUUGCGAUGCACAAUGUGUCCACAAUGUACAGCUAGCCUGGCUCAACAACAAUGCCCGCUCAGCAUCGCUCAUCCUUCGUCUCUUUGGCAGCGACAUGCCAGUAUGGAGGCACAUAUGCGGGGCACAGGGAUCGCGAUGCAGUCGUCUAAAAAGGUGCUUUUCAAACUAAUGGCAGUGGCAUCGCGGUUACUGUCAAACGCCGCAGAUUCCGUUUGGCACACACAAGAGGAGGAUUUGACAGGAGUAGGAGGUGGUAUGGCUUGGCUGUGGGCUACAGAGUUGCCGCAGACUGUUGCGCAGUAUGUGGUUGAUCGCAGGUGUCGCGUUGGCGGAACCAGCCAGGCCGGUGUUCCUGGGCAUCUACAGGCCUUGUCGCAGCGGUACUUUGAAGGCCGCGUGCCGAGAGCUAACGAGACUGAGUACUCGAUGGUUCUCAAUGGCCUGGACUCGGCUCAUUUGCUGCUUCAUCUGCUUGAUCUCGGCUUGAAAGCCAACAAGCUGGAUAUCCACACCGCGCUAGCCAGUAUUCGAGACACCGCUGCGGUAGUCGCCCUGGUUGGCGGCAUUGAUCGCGGCCGACAGCGGCGCAGCUGACUGCAGGACUGUGGCCACCACUCCUCCACCUUGCUGGUGCCACGCUGGCCGCAACCACCUGGGUGCCGACGAAUUUUCUACCGUACUGGAUAUUGCGCAUUGGCCGCCAAUGUGAUUGUCGAUCUGGGAGCCGAGGCCCAAGCAGCCGCGCUGGCUCUGGUGUAUGUGCUGAGCUGCAGCACAGGGGCAGCGCAGAUGACUGCAUCACUGUUUUGGCCAGGCUGUGCUCGGGGCCUG
Messenger RNA from Kickxella alabastrina, 1054 nucleotides. RefSeq lists its product as uncharacterized. The coding region runs from base 236 to 817 and encodes 193 amino acids. The record is from RefSeq and is a predicted model, not a curated record. NCBI's taxonomy places the organism in Eukaryota, Fungi, Kickxellomycota, Kickxellomycetes, Kickxellales, Kickxellaceae. The transcript has a single exon.